AAUUGCACAGAUAAACACAAAUUUAUUUUAAAACAUUGUUAAGCAUUCUAGCGUACAGAUUAAAGUCUUCCACAACAAUGGACACUUCUUUGGAAUAUUAUUUUGAUUUUCUUUCACAACCCUCCAGAGCAUUAUACAUUUUACUAAAGGCAAGUGAAACCAAGUUUGAACCUAAAACAAUAAAUUUGUUGGGAGGUGAAAAUAUCCAAGAAGACUACAAACAAAUCAAUCGUUUUCAAAAAGUGCCGGCCAUAAUUGAUCGAGAACACGACCAACCGCUGCACUUAGCCGAAAGUAUUGCCAUUCUUCGUUAUUUAGCAGCCAAGAAUUACAUUUCCGAUGAAUUUUAUCCCUGCGAUUUUCAUCAAAGAGCUCGCAUAGAUGAAUUUCUAUCGUGGCAACACAAUGGUAUUCGUACAUCAUGUUCCCUGUACUUCCGCUUUUUGUGGGUACAAGAAAAAGUAUUUGGUUCACCUGCUUCCGAAGCCAAAGUGGCGAAAUAUCGCAAGUUAAUGGAAAUUGAUUUGGAAUCAAUGGAAAAUCUUUGGUUAAAAGAUAGCGAUUUUUUGACUGGCUCUAAGUUGACGGCAGCUGAUGUUUUUGGUGCUUGCGAAAUUGAACAAAUAAGAUGUUGUGGCUAUGAAAUCAAAAAUAAAUAUCCCAAAGUAUUUGCAUGGAUUGAAAGGGUGCGUAAAGGAUUGCACCCAUACUUCAACGAAGCACAUCAAGUGAUUUAUACGUAUGAAAAGGAUUAUAAAUCAAAGUUGUAAAUAUAGUUAUUUUACCAAA
This is a messenger RNA of Musca domestica (house fly), 789 nucleotides long. Its product is annotated as glutathione S-transferase theta-1. Gene Ontology annotation, molecular function: glutathione transferase activity. Gene Ontology annotation, biological process: glutathione metabolic process. The coding region runs from base 78 to 770 and encodes 230 amino acids. NCBI's taxonomy places the organism in Eukaryota, Metazoa, Arthropoda, Insecta, Diptera, Muscidae. The transcript is spliced from 3 exons. The record is from RefSeq and is a predicted model, not a curated record. Gene Ontology annotation, cellular component: cytoplasm.